Molecule: messenger RNA, 1077 nt
Organism: Saitoella complicata NRRL Y-17804
Lineage: Eukaryota; Fungi; Ascomycota; Saitoellomycetes; Saitoellales; Saitoellaceae
Product: mitochondrial carrier protein RIM2
Exons: 2
Coding region: 1-1077 (358 amino acids)
Biological process (GO): pyrimidine nucleotide import into mitochondrion
Cellular component (GO): mitochondrion
Molecular function (GO): pyrimidine nucleotide transmembrane transporter activity
Source: RefSeq, a predicted model, not a curated record
AUGUCUAAUACGGCAGACCUCGCCAAUAUUUCCGCCCGGCCAACCUCACCGGCCGCACCUCCAAUAGCUAACGAUGCUCAGGUCGUGCAGAAGCAGGCUCCCGCCGCCUGGGCGCAUUUUGCAGCUGGAGGACUUGCCGGUAUGUCUGGAGCAUUAGCAACCUCACCGCUCGACGUUGUCAAAACCCGCCUGCAAAGCGACUUCUACAAAAAGCAGCUUCUGGAACGACGAGCGGCACAUGGAACCGUUAAGAUGGGAAUAGUGAAAAGUGGCUUCGCCCACUUUGCGGAUACCUUUCAUAUUCUCACCAACAUCUACCGAAUUGAGGGUCCAAAAGCGCUAUUCAAGGGACUGGGUCCUAACCUUGUUGGUGUCAUUCCCGCAAGAGCUAUAAACUUCUUCAUGUACGGCAACGGAAAGCGCAUCAUCGCCGAUAACCUGAAUGGCGGCAAAGAAGCUGCGUGGGUACAUGUCACUGCAGCAAUUACAGCAGGGAUAACCACCUCGACAUGCACGAACCCUAUCUGGCUCAUCAAAACUAGGCUGCAACUGGACAAACAAAAGGCUUCAACAGAUGGCGCUGCAAGUCGCCAGUACAAGAACAGCUUGGAUUGUUUCAUGCAAACCGUCCGGAACGAAGGUGUGCGGGGUUUAUAUCGUGGUCUGAGUGCAUCUUAUCUUGGUGUCGCAGAAAGUUCUCUACAGUGGGUAGUGUACGAGGAGUUGAAGAGAAGGAUAGCGGAACGAAGUGCUAGACGGCGGUUGAUCGAUCCUGAACCGACGAGUAUGGACGUAUUCAUUGAGUGGGCGGGCAAAUCGGGAUCUGCCGGUAUAGCGAAGGUAUUUGCGGCUGGUAUCGCAUAUCCUCAUGAAGUCAUUCGGACGCGUCUGCGACAAGCGCCGAUGGAGAAUGGAAAGCAAAAAUACACCGGUUUGGUGCAGUGUUUUAGAAUAGUACUGAAGGAAGAGGGUGUGGCGGCUCUAUAUGGUGGUCUGACGGCGCAUAUGAUGAGAGUCGUGCCGAACGCGGCAAUCAUGUUCGGCUCCUACGAGCUAUUCCUUAGUCUAGUAUCGUGA